UUGGCAAAGUUGCCUCCCCGUUGCCUGUUGACUUUAGUCUCCUAGACGUAGCAGGUCCUCGAAAGGGGUCAGAAAUGAGAUGCGACGAACUGUCAAGAGAUCGCACGAGAAGAGGAAUUCUACGAUCGAGUCACGUUAAAAGAUCUUCGUGCUCAAGAAAGAAAAGACACUUGGACGGGAGAGAAACUACUCGCGGAAAUAUUGCGAUUACGAGAUCAGAGCGAGAUAGUGUCGAUGCUGUCGCAAGUGAAUGGAAUGAUAAUAAAUGGCCUCGUUGUUGUCGAAAUCAGAUUACCG
This is a messenger RNA of Amoebophrya sp. A25, 297 nucleotides long. The record is from the annotation of a GenBank genome assembly. Lineage: Eukaryota; Dinophyceae; Syndiniales; Amoebophryaceae.